This is a messenger RNA of Tupaia belangeri chinensis (Chinese tree shrew), 3910 nucleotides long. RefSeq names its product dachshund family transcription factor 1 (gene DACH1). Gene Ontology annotation, cellular component: transcription regulator complex; nucleus. Gene Ontology annotation, molecular function: DNA-binding transcription factor activity, RNA polymerase II-specific; RNA polymerase II cis-regulatory region sequence-specific DNA binding. Lineage: Eukaryota; Metazoa; Chordata; Mammalia; Scandentia; Tupaiidae. The record is from RefSeq and is a predicted model, not a curated record. Gene Ontology annotation, biological process: regulation of transcription by RNA polymerase II.
AUGUACUUGCCAGGGAGAACCCAAGUCCUUCAAACCUCCUCCUUUUCACCUUCAUCCUUAACUUUGUGCUCGACCCAGCUGGUCCCCCCUCAACCCCCGAUCUCCACGUCUGCUUCCUCCUCUGGCACCACAACCUCCACCUCCUCGGCGACCUCGUCUCCGGCUCCCAGCAGCAGUAGCAGCAGCAGCUGCGGCCCCCUCCCCGGGAAACCCGUGUACUCUACCCCGUCCCCAGUGGAAAACACCCCCCAGAAUAAUGAGUGCAAAAUGGUGGAUCUGAGGGGGGCCAAAGUGGCUUCCUUCACGGUGGAGGGCUGCGAGCUGAUCUGCCUGCCCCAGGCUUUCGACCUGUUCCUGAAGCACUUGGUGGGGGGCUUGCACACGGUCUACACCAAGCUGAAGCGGCUGGAGAUCACGCCGGUGGUGUGCAAUGUGGAACAGGUUCGCAUCCUGAGGGGCCUGGGCGCAAUCCAGCCCGGGGUGAACCGCUGCAAACUCAUCUCCAGGAAGGACUUCGAGACCCUCUACAAUGACUGCACCAACGCAAGUUCUAGACCUGGAAGGCCUCCUAAGAGGACUCAAAGUGUCACCUCCCCAGAGAAUUCUCACAUUAUGCCACAUUCUGUCCCUGGCCUCAUGUCUCCUGGGAUAAUUCCACCAACAGGUCUGACAGCAGCAGCUGCAGCAGCUGCCGCUGCAACCAAUGCAGCUAUUGCUGAAGCAAUGAAGGUGAAAAAAAUUAAAUUAGAAGCGAUGAGCAACUACCACGCCAGUAAUAACCAACAUGGAGCAGAUUCUGAAAAUGGGGACAUGAAUUCAAGUGUCGGCAACAGUGAUGGUUCUUGGGAUAAGGAAACACUACAUUCUGAGAUCCCAUCCCAGGGAUCUCAGGCUUCCGUUUCCCACCCCCGCAUGCCUGGAGCACAUAGCCUUCCAGUUAGUCAUCCUCUCAACCAUCUUCAGCAGAGUCACCUUCUGCCAAAUGGGCUGGAACUUCCUUUUAUGAUGAUGCCCCACCCUCUAAUUCCUGUCAGCCUACCUCCAGCAUCUGUCACCAUGGCGAUGAGCCAGAUGAACCACUUGAGCACCAUUGCCAAUAUGGCGGCAGCGGCACAAGUUCAGAGUCCCCCUUCCAGAGUUGAGACAUCUGUUAUUAAGGAGCGCGUUCCUGACAGCCCCUCGCCUGCGCCCUCUCUGGAGGAAGGCCGGAGGCCCGGCAGCCACCCGUCCUCCCAUCGCAGCAGCAGCGUGUCCAGCUCCCCGGCACGGACUGAAAGCUCUUCAGACAGAAUCCCUGUCCAUCAGAAUGGCUUGUCCAUGAACCAGAUGCUGAUGGGUUUAUCACCCAAUGUACUCCCUGGACCCAAAGAGGGAGACCUGGCUGGUCAUGAUAUGGGACAUGAGUCAAAAAGGAUCCAUAUUGAAAAAGAUGAGACCCCGCUUUCUACACCAACCGCAAGAGACAGCCUUGACAAACUUUCUCUAACUGGGCAUGGACAACCACUACCUCCAGGUUUCCCAUCUCCUUUUCUGUUUCCUGAUGGAUUAUCUUCCAUAGAGACCCUUCUGACUAACAUACAGGGGCUCUUGAAAGUUGCCAUAGAUAAUGCUAGAGCUCAAGAAAAACAGGUCCAACUGGAAAAAACAGAGCUGAAGAUGGAUUUUUUAAGGAGGGAAAGAGAACUAAGGGAAACACUUGAGAAGCAGUUGGCUAUGGAACAGAAGAAUAGAGGUACUCCCAAACUUCCAAACAAGUUUAAUAGUUUAAGUAAAAUAUUCAACAUAAGGCUAAAGAAGGAGAAGAAGGCAAAGAGAAAAUUGCAGGAAGCACUUGAAUUUGAGACAAAACGACGUGAGCAAGCAGAACAGACGCUAAAACAGGCAGCUUCAACAGAUAGUCUGAGGGUCUUAAAUGACUCUCUGACCCCAGAGAUAGAAGCUGACCGCAGUGGCGGCAGAACAGAUGCUGAAAGGACAAUACAAGAUGGAAGACUGUAUUUGAAAACUACUGUCAUGUACUGAAUCUUUUCUGUCGAAGAAAUCCAUGUUAUGGUAAAGAACUUUGCAGAAAGACAUUCGUCAUGGGAAAGUUUGGGAAAAAUAAAGUCCUUUUAAGGGAACUUCCUCAAUUUUGUGUAUUAAUGUUCGUUGAAAGUUUAAGUAUUCUACAAAAAAAAAAAGUUUCCUCCAUUGAUUUUCACCUGUGGUUCAUAUCAGAGACCUGAGAAUGUUUGUAAAUGUACAAGUAUCAAACUUCUUACGGUUAAUAACUGCAACUUGCUGCUGGACACUUGUAUACAGAGUUAAAAGCAGGUCUCAGUAAGACCUAGCUUUGUUUUUGUUUUUGUUUUUUUAAUGGAAUGAACCAUUAUCCUCUUCUGAAAAUUCUGUAUCUGAGCACAUCAAGAAAAUCUUGUAGCAGUGGUUACCCAGACUUACAGAAUUAUGUCCUCCAGAAACCAGCAAAAACACUUGAAAAUGAACUUGUAGGGGGCGUAGAGGAGUUUGAAAAAAAAAAAAAGUAACAUCCUGUUACAUUCAACUUUAAACUCUCUAAUUGUGGGUUUUCUCCUGAAGAUUUUAUUUCACAUACUUUCCAAAAGACCAACAAAUGGAUGUUGACAACAACCCAAUGAAAUAACAUUUUGCAUAUCUGAAGAGAAGCAUUGAAUAUAAGCCAAAAGGUUUAACUGAAGGUCUUUUUUUUUUCUAAAAAUUAAAAAAAAAAUGUAAAUGUAACAUGUUUUCAUUCCAAACUGGUAGUGGUAUAUAGAAUUUAAAAUAAUAAUGUUGCUUCUUAUUCAAACUGUUGGUCACAUGUACAGUAUAUAAACAUAAAACACACAAGGAAGGUAUUAUGUAUGCAGUAGUAUACUAGAACUUAGGAAAAUGAAAAUUUUAGAAAAUAUGUUUUGUCACCCUGUUGGUCAGAAAGAUGUCUUUCUGGUUUAAACGCAUGCAGGCAUGUAAAUAUUUGUCUGGAGUCACAGUAUUAAUGAAUGAGAUCUUAAGCAUCUGGUGACAUCAGAACUCUGUGUCAGCCACUUUUAUUUGUAUAUUGAACCCUGGUUAGUGCCCCAACUGCACUAUUGAGAAUGGAUUGUGGCUGAACAGUAAAUCAAAACACCAGAAAUAUUUUUAUAUGUUAAUGUCAUAUUAUGUUAAUGUUGCUGAAAAACAAAACCUAACAAACCUUUGAUGUAUCAGUCCAAGACCACGUAGCGCUGAGUGAUAAAGUUAAAAUGUGUUGUGCUUCCCACCCUGGGCAAAGGGGAGGGUGGCUAUGUGUUACUUUCACUGUCUUUUUGAAAGUUACAGUAUGUGUUUUCACUUUUGUGCAGAUAACUGGAAGUAAAGCUGCAACUGUGCUUAUUACACGCUAAAGUUACCUUCUCUUUGUUUUUACAUAUCUGGAGUUACACCUUUAAAGACUGAUCGGAAGCAGUACAGUCAUUGUACAUCCUAUGACUUUUCUGUCUUAAAAUUUUAUGAUCAUAACAUUAUUUAUUACCAUAAAAUAGUAAAAUCUUAAAUGUCAAAGAAAACUAGCUUAAAAUCUUUAAAGAUAGUUCUGAUUGGGUAUUAACUAUUUGGUUAAGAAAAAAAUAAUUAACAUUAUAGAAACUCUGGCACUAAGCUUCUAUAUGUUUUAGGUCUUCCUUGCAAUACUGGAAUAUAAUUCUUUUGUGUAGCUCACUAUUAACCAGUAAGUCCAUUUUAUAAUACAAUAAAAAGGUUAUAUGUACAGUUCCUAUUUUAGCUUGCUUUAAAAAAAAGAGCAAUAUUUUUAUUUAAAAUAUUGUUAGUAAAUGCUUUGUAGAAACUUGGUUUUUUAAGCAUAGUUUUUUCAUAAGCAUCUUUUGUUGUUCGAGCACAAGAAAUUCUAUUCCUAGUUAUGUGUAUUUUGUUG